AGUCAUUCCCCGGACUGCGCCACACAGACGCGGUGGUCUGACACGUUUCUCAGAGGAGCGCAGAGCUGGAGAGGAGCUGCGGCUGGAUGUGAGAGGGAGACACCGCCAUUAUCCCUAAAUGUGAUGAAAAUAUAGCAGCUUGCCUUGAUAUCUUCUGAGGGAGAGAAAAAGCACAGGAAGGGAGGGAAAAAAACUCCUUAAUCCCGGUUUUUCGGGGUUGAUAUCUUAUUUCUUCAAAAAAAAAGGUGUUUUCAUGUACGAUGUUGCCACAUUGCUCCCUUCUGUUACUGCUGUGUGCAGCCCAGCUGCUCUCUAGCUCCUCCGCUUUGCCCUUCGAACAGAGGGGCUUCUGGGAUUUUGCCCUGGACAGUCUGGAGAACGGCGGGAUGAUGGCGAUGAUGAUGAGGGAUCAGGAAGAAGGUUCGGCCGUAGAAGAGAUCCCCAUGCCCGACGGUCCCACGUGUCCCUUCGGCUGCCACUGCCAGUACCGGGUCGUCCAGUGCUCGGACCUUGGUUUGACGGAGGUGCCAAGGAAUAUUCCGCCAGACACCAAGCUCCUGGACUUGCAGAACAACCGUAUCACUGAGCUAAAAGAAAAUGACUUCAAAGGUCUCACUAACUUAUAUGCACUCUCUGUGAGGAAUAACAAGAUUUCCAAAGUACACCCAAAAGCUUUUGCCCCUUUGAAGCACAUGCAGAAGCUCUAUUUUUCAAAGAAUCUGUUGACCACCAUCCCCCAAAACCUGCCUGCCUCUCUGGUUGAGCUGAGGAUCCAUGAGAACCGCAUCAAGAAGGUGGCAGCUGGAGCCUUCUCACGACUGGGCAACAUGCACUGCAUAGAAAUGGGAGCAAACCCCAUCCAGAACAGUGGUUUUGAGCCUGGAGCCUUUAAAGGACUGAAAUUGAAUUAUCUGCGUAUAUCUGAGGCCAAGCUAACUGGAGUGCCUAAAGAUCUUCCAGACAGCCUUAAUGAGCUUCAUCUGGACCACAAUCAGAUCCAGGCUGUGGAACUGGAGGACCUGAGCCGCUAUAAAAACCUUAUCAGAUUGGGUCUUGGCUUUAACCACAUUCGAGACAUACAAAAUGGCAGCCUGUCAUUUCUGCCCAUGCUCAGGGAGCUGCAUCUGGACAACAACCGGCUCACACGUGUUCCCCAAGGCCUUCCAAACAUGAAGUACCUACAGGUGGUGUACCUCCAUUCCAACAACAUACAUCAGGUGGGUGUAGAUGACUUCUGCCCUCGAGGGUUCGGGAUGAAGAGGACGUACUAUAAUGGCAUCAGUCUGUUUGACAACCCCGUGAACUACUGGGAAGUUCAGCCGGCAACCUUCCGCUGUGUGAACGACCGGUUUGCCAUUCAGUUUGGAAAUUACAAAAAAUAAAACCAAGGGAGAUGCUCGGCAAAACGAAGAAUAAGGGGAAGUGUGGAGGAAAAGGGAAUAGGAGAAAAUAAUUUAAAUAAUGUCUAAAACUUGAGAUGCCAUGAAAGGAGUUUUUGUCGGAGAUUAUUGAGUUUAUAUUGUUGCUUUUGUGAUGAAAUUGAAUAGCAGAGGAGAUGGGUAUUAAACCCAUGGGGUAGAAAGCAAAGUGAAAUAUACACAACCCCAGAACUUGAAGUAGGAACAGGGCAGAAUCUGUGCAAAAAUGCAUCCGGUUUUGCAUUUUUAGAUUGCAGUUUAUGAAAGGUAUUUUCCAUCUAAGUCAGUGUAAAGAGGGCUGAAAACUUGUGAAAAAUGUCAGCACAAUUUUCUUCACAGAAGUUCUUAUAGUGACUGAAGCCCUUCUGUCAUCUUCUUUGGUAAGGAAUAUUAGUAAAAUAUUGGAAAGCAAUGCAUUUUUGAAUGUUUUUUAUACAUAUAUAAAAGGUGCUUUAUGUCUUCCUCUGUGUGCUGAUUAGAAAACAAAAAACAAAAAAACAAACAAAAAAAAACAUUCACUUUAUUUCCAUUUCACUGAUUUCACUGAUUCAUUGUGUUUUGGUCAUGAACUCUGCAAUUCUGACAAAUGAAGUUUGAGAAUUGGAGUAAUUUUACAGCAUCUCCAAACACAAGCAAAUAAAAACAACCAUAAUCAGAGAGUGAAUCUUUUUUACUGCACCUUAUAUAGACUGAAAUGUUUUAGAUAAAGUUCUAACUGAGUCCAUUGUGUGCCUUUUAUCACGUAUAUUCAGGGUGUAUCCCACACUCAAUAAACACAUCCGCUUUGCUUUAAGACAAUGAGGGUAGUGUGUACACAAAGCACAACAAACCGCAGUAGUAGUGACAACGCAUUGUUUUGCACAGAUUUUCUUAUAUGCUUUGUUUGCUUCGGGGUACAGUAUGGGGUGGAGGGGUGAGGGGGAGGGGGGGGAUGCGAGGUAGCAUGUUUACAAUGGUAAACCUUUGUGCAACUACUUUAGCUUUACGCAUUAUGUCCUGUCUCUUUUCUGUAAUCUGACAAUUUACUGCUGCAUGUGAAUAAAGACAUCUGUUA
Molecule: messenger RNA, 2472 nt
Organism: Fundulus heteroclitus (mummichog)
Lineage: Eukaryota; Metazoa; Chordata; Actinopteri; Cyprinodontiformes; Fundulidae
Gene: bgnb
Product: biglycan b
Exons: 8
Coding region: 261-1382 (373 amino acids)
Molecular function (GO): protein binding
Source: RefSeq, a predicted model, not a curated record